UCACAUCCAUCACCUUUUUUAUUUCAUAUAUAUAAAACCUUCCCACCUCUGCCUCUUGUAUUUUUCUCUCCCUCUCCACUACAAUUAAAUUUUCUGUUCCUCUGUAUUUGUGGUUGCGUUUGCAGAAAACUGCAAAUACGCAACACAAACACAAGAGUGAACCAAUUAGCAUGCGUUUGGAAUCACGGUAGUAAAAUUUAUGUAGAGAGGCAUACUAGAUUAUUCAUCUGACCGUGAAUCCAAACACACGCUUAAUUGAUUUGAUAUAUCAAUCAUUACAAUGAUGACUUCACGAGGCAACGGAACCGUCUCGAUUGGUUACGACGACAAAGGAAGAUGGCAAGUUUGUGUAAAAAAUGAUAGAAAUGUUGGAUCUUAUGGCAUUUUCUUAGGAGAUAAUCCAUUCGAUUUCGCGCUUCCUGCAACGUUGUUCCAACUCAUAAUCAUUAUCUCAAUCUCUCAAGUGCUUUACUUUCUUCUCCGGCCACUAAGAACACCAAAAUUCAUUUGCAGCGUUCUGGGUGGAAUUAUUUUGGGACCAUCCUUUUUGGGGAGAAAUGAGAUUUAUUGGAAUGCAUUAUUUCCACCAAGACAAGCAGAGGUUUUAAUAAUGAUGUCAAUAUUGGGAGCAAUAUAUUUUUUAUUUUUCUGUGCAUUGAAAAUGGACAUAUUAAUGACUAUAAGAGCAGCAAAAAGUACUUGGAGAAUUGGAGUAUUACCCUUCAUGGCUUCAUUUAUAGUUAUAUCAACACUCCUAAAUCUUUUUUAUUCACCACAAAAUUUCCCUCAUCUUCAAUUAGAUGCUUCACGUUCCGCAUUAAGUGCAACAAUGGCGUUUAGUAAUUUCCCUGUUGUGUCCGAAGCAUUAACAGAACUUAACCUCAUAGCAACUGAAUUAGGACAGAUUGCUCUGUCUUCAGCCACACUCAAUGAUUGCAUACAAUUUUUUAUCAUAGUAACACAUCAUCUCGUAGACACGGAUAAAGUUAAAACUUUAGCCUUAGGUUUGAGUUUUUGGUUAUUGUUCAUUGUUGGUAGUAUCUUUAUUCUAAGACCAAUAAUGAAGUUGAUUGCACGCAGCACACCAAUGGGGAAACCAGUGAAACAGAUUUAUAUUGUGUUUAUUCUUACUGGUGUGUUAGUUAUGGCAGGUAUAACUGACUCAAUUGGGGUAACAUUUCUUAUUGGACCAUUAAUUUAUGGUUUGGUUAUACCAAGUGGACCCCCUUUAGGGACAACAUUGGUUGAUAAAUGUGAAGUUCUUAUCGCAGAGUUUUUGUUACCUUUUUUCUUUGUUUUUGUUGGCAUGAACACUAAUAUUUCUGCACUACAAAAGAAUUGGCGAGAGUUUGUAACUUUGCAACUUAUCUUAAUUGCUGGUGAUAUAACAAAGGUGCUUGCUUGUGUCUUGGUUUCUAUGACUUAUAACAUUAAGGCCAAACAUGGCACUGUGCUUGGCCUCAUGUUGAACAUCAAGGGUAUUACUCAUAUUAUAGCCUUUGCUAAAUUGAGGAAAAUCAAGUUAUUGGAUGAUGAGACGUUCAGUCACUUGGUGAUUUGUGUGGUGGUUACAACCGCGAUAAUCACACCUUUGGUUAAAAUAUUUUAUAAACAUAGACCUCGAGUACUAAAUUCAUCGAGCAUAUACGAUGAGGAAAUGAGAACGAUACAAAACAUGCCGAGAAAUUCAGAGUUUCGAAUAGUGACUUGUUUACACAAUGAAGGAAACGUGUGUGGCAUGACAACAUUAUUGGAAGCUUGCAACCCUGUUCCACAAAGUCCGUUAUGUGUAUAUGUGAUACACCUCGUGGAGCUAUUGGGAAAAAGUGCACCAAUUUUACUUCCUAUAAAUUACAGACAAAAUAGAAAAUUCUUGUCAGUUAAUUACCCCGACACUAACCACAUCAUGCGAGCCUUUGAGAAUUACUCAAAAAACUCUGGUGGUCCUGUUACUGUUCUUCCAUAUGUCAACGUGGCACCUUAUAAGAGCAUGCUUGAUGCCGUGUGCAAUCUGGCACAAGACAAAAUGGUGCCUUUAAUUGUAAUACCUUUUCACGAAAAUGACCAUAUUGACCUUAGUGGCCACGUGGCUACAUCUAUUCGAAAACUGAAUACUAGAUUUCAAGCACGUGUGCCUUGCACGUUGGGGAUACUAGUGGAUAGAUAUUCACGUCUUGGCGUGAAUAACGAUCACUCCAAAACGUAUUUUCAUGUGGGGAUAUUUUUUAUUGGUGGGCCCGACGACAGAGAAGCAUUGGCUUUGGGUAUUCGAAUGUCUGAGCGAGCGGAUAUGAAGGUGUCUUUGUUUCGGUUUAUUGUGAUGAACAAGAAACCACGUGGAUGUAAAAUUGAAUCAAGUAGAGAAGAUCAACUAGAUUUGGAAGAAGCUGAAGAAAUGUUGGAUGAGGGUUUAAUUGAUGAGUUUAAGAGUAUGAAAUUUGGAAUUGGGAAUGUUUCUUGGUAUGAGAUUAUGGUGGGGGAAGGAGUAGAGGUAAUGGAUGCAAUUCGUAGUUUGGAAGGAAACUAUGACCUUGUCAUGGUGGGGAGGAGACAUAAUAUUGAAUCUUUGAAAGAUGAAGAAAUGGGAAAUUUCAUUGAGAAUGUCCAAAUUUUAGGAAUAUUUGGAGAUAUGUUGUCAUCAACGGAAUUUUGUAUUGGGAUGGUUCCUGUUUUGGUCACACAAUGUGGUGGAGACAAAAGGGUCAAUCUUAACAAGCUUGAUAGAGUAGGUUCAGUUAAUGUCUCUCAAAGAAGUUUGCCGAUUAAUUGAUAAAUAUCUUUUUUUUUUUUUUUUGUCUACCAAUUAGAUUUGUGCACAUAUUCAAGCACAUUCACUUUUUUUCACUCAUCAAGCACCCCAUAUGUCAUUAAAAAGAUGUACUACUAGUGUCAGUGUAUUUCUUUUUGGAGAUGUGUUGUCUUGUCUCAAUUAAACCAAAAAUGUCUAAAAUCGUAUUACUAGAGAAUUAAAUUAUAGUAAAUUUUAAUUAA
Cicer arietinum (chickpea) is the source of this 2991-nucleotide messenger RNA. RefSeq names its product cation/H(+) antiporter 15-like. Gene Ontology annotation, molecular function: antiporter activity. Gene Ontology annotation, cellular component: endomembrane system; membrane. The record is from RefSeq and is a predicted model, not a curated record. Gene Ontology annotation, biological process: regulation of pH; proton transmembrane transport. NCBI's taxonomy places the organism in Eukaryota, Viridiplantae, Streptophyta, Magnoliopsida, Fabales, Fabaceae.